Messenger RNA from Neocloeon triangulifer, 1048 nucleotides. It is a transcript of the gene Surf6, whose product is annotated as surfeit locus protein 6 homolog. Gene Ontology annotation, biological process: ribosomal small subunit biogenesis; ribosomal large subunit biogenesis. Gene Ontology annotation, cellular component: nucleolus. The transcript is spliced from 3 exons. The coding region runs from base 83 to 997 and encodes 304 amino acids. Lineage: Eukaryota; Metazoa; Arthropoda; Insecta; Ephemeroptera; Baetidae. The record is from RefSeq and is a predicted model, not a curated record. Gene Ontology annotation, molecular function: DNA binding; RNA binding.
UACCAACUCGGCGAACAUGUGAGUUGUUUACCUGAAACCAACACGUGUGCUCAGCAGUUUGUUAACAAAUUUCUAAAUAAUUAUGGAUAAAAAGUUGUCUCAAAACAAAGUCCGGACUCCAAGUACAAAGGAAAUGGCCUUCGACUUUAAGGAGUUCUUGGCAGCCGAGGAAGAGUUCAUUUCAGAAGUUUUUCAGACCUUGCAGAUUGAGGAAGAAGAAACUAGUGACAGCGAGGAAGUUGUUGUGCCUGCUAAAAAGCUGAAGACUGCGGACAAAAAAGAAAGUCAGGAGGAAAGCGCCACAAAAGUGAAAGACGAAGCUCGAAGAAAAACUCUUAUAGAAAAGAGGCGUAACAAAAAAGAUGCCGUUAAAUCUUCAAAAACUAAAAAUCAAACAUUCAAGACGAAGAGAAAAGAAAAGAAGUUGCUACAGAAAAAAUUGAAGAGGACAAAAGAAAAGAGCAAUGGUGAAAUUAGCGAAAAUAGUGAAGAGGUGGAAGUGGUGGACCCACCGAAGCCCAAAACUGUAGAAAAGCCGGUGUUCAAUGCUGACGGCAAAAUGGUGUUCAGCAAGUUCGAUUUCAGCAGCUCGGCGGGUGGCGAAAGAGACAAGGCCAAGAAGGUGGAAAAGGACCCUCGCAAGCUCCUCAAGCAGAUCUCCAAGCAGAAGGAAAAAAUUAAGCAGCUGGAGGAGAGCAACGAAAAGGACAAGGUCAACCUGAUCAAGGAGAAGCAGUCGUGGCAAACGGCCCUCAAGAGAAUCCAGGGCGUCAAGGUCAAGGACAACCCAGAGUUGUUGAGAAAGACGAUCGUCAAGGACAGGCAGAUCAAGAAGAAGAGCGUCAAAAAAUGGAAGGAGAGGCAGGAAAACUUGGACAACCUGCAAAAGUCCAAGCAGCAAAAAAGGACAGAGAACAUUGCGAAAAAGAGGGAGCAGAAGAGUGCCCAUGUGAAGAAAAAGGCCAUCAAGAAGGGCCGGCUUGUCCCUGGCUUUUGAUUAUGUAUCUGUGCUUUGUAAAUAAUAAAAUACAAAAAUUAUUUUUAUGGU